Messenger RNA from Macrobrachium nipponense, 1556 nucleotides. RefSeq lists its product as uncharacterized. The record is from RefSeq and is a predicted model, not a curated record. The transcript has 3 exons. Lineage: Eukaryota; Metazoa; Arthropoda; Malacostraca; Decapoda; Palaemonidae. The coding region runs from base 557 to 1492 and encodes 311 amino acids.
UUUUCUACUAAUGUUUCUGUAAAAUCAAUUUCCACGCUGUUUACACGAUUGUGAAUAUACGUACAAUGUUUUUAGGACUGAAUAAACCUGAAGUUCCUCGCAACUGUUCCAUCCUUCGACACACGAUCGUGGAGGGGGUGGAAGAGUUGCCAUACGGUUGAAGAUUGCUUUUUCUUCUUUUAAACAGAGGGACAUUGUGCUUCACUUAAAAGUACAAUUUUUUAAAAUCAAUGUUUAUUUUUUAUUAAAGUAAAAUUUUAAAGAGAAAUUGGACCACAGUGUUCCCCGCAAUAUUUGUAUGAUAACAUUUGCCGAACGUAAGCACGUCCCAGCAUACCCAUGAACAUUUAUUGAUUCACACCGUAAGGUCCGGUCGCGAUCCGCUCUCGCUUCAGCCCCGGUUUUGAGUGGAGCUGGAGCGAAAGCCAAGGAUGAGAACAGUGAUCGCCUAUGUGAAAGUCCUGCAGCUCAUGCUCCACUCCAGUCUAGACUCAGCCUAUAAGCAGUAAUGUUGGACUAGACUCAGCCUAUAAGCAGUAAUGUCACAUUUUGUCCUAUGAAAACAUGGAUAAUCAAAAGAAAACACCACAAUGGGAUCAUGCAAAAAGUAGCUGAAAUGUUAAUAGAAUUAGUGAAAAGCAAACCAGAACUAUACGACCUCACUUCGUUGCACUAUAAUGAUAAUGUGGUGAAAAGAAGAUGCUGGGAUGAAGUAAGCUGGGAACUGGGUUGCGCAGGAUCUAAGUGUAAGGAAUGCUGGGAAAGCCUGCGAUCACAGUAUCGUAAACACAAAAAUAAGAAAACAAAGAGUGGGCGGGGUGCUGCUAAUAGCCAGAAAUGGAAGUAUGAAGAUCAAAUAUCAUUUUUGUCUGCAUUUAUGAAGGACAGAACACGAGUUACAUCUCUGCAACAGGCUGGAAGUGACUCAGAAAAUUCAAAUUAUGCAGAACACGAUGGCACACAAGAAGUAUGCUGUGGACAAGAAAGAGAAGAAAAGGACGAGGGUGUUUGUGUUGUACAAACUGCACACGUUACACUCCCUCAGCAAGAACAUCUCAAACAUAAAAGAAAAAUAGAAAAAAACAAUACGGCAUCUGCUACUCUUAUGAGAUACUUAUUAGAAAACAAGAAGGAAGAACAGGCCCCGGAACCGAUAGAUACCUUCUUUUCAUUGAUGGCAACUACUGUCAAGAAAUUCAGUCCAGCUGAUCAACAUUUUAUCAAAACAAAAGUGUUUUUAUUAGUUAGUGAAAUUGAAGGAAAAUACAUUCAUGACCAAAAUGCACAAGCAUAUGCACCAAUAGCACAAAAUGCACGCCCCCAACCUUCGGCAUCACCUGCUCUGUCACAGUACUCUACUUCCUCAUCCAGAAGUAGUCAACCUAUACAACAAUUGCAACAAGCAGAACAAUGCCAGGAGCACAUCCAAGGGAUGCCAUCACCUCUGCAGCCUGCAUGCAAGUCACAGGAUCUUUCUGCUUUCCCUUCAUGAUAAUUUACAGACAAUGUAACAAUAAAAGGAAUAAAAGUUUGAGCUGCACUCCAAAAUAACUCUC